Molecule: messenger RNA, 613 nt
Organism: Microplitis demolitor
Lineage: Eukaryota; Metazoa; Arthropoda; Insecta; Hymenoptera; Braconidae
Exons: 5
Coding region: 81-500 (139 amino acids)
Molecular function (GO): protein binding; serine-type endopeptidase inhibitor activity
Source: RefSeq, a predicted model, not a curated record
ACAGGCUCAAUGUCAGUUGAUCAUUCAACUUGUGCAGAUCGUUUAUUGAGAGCAACUUUUAAUUAAAUAUAUUAUACUAAAUGAAAAUGGUAUUUUGUAAAUUAAAUUGCAAUUUAGUUAUCGCAUUAAUGUUGGCUGGCUUACUAACAAUCGAAGCCCGCCCACAACAAAAUGACUACGAAGACUUGUACCCAGUUGACGGAUUUUCAUUCGAUGGACCAGCAGAUCGUACAAAUCCGAAUUUCAAUGACGUAAAUAAUGUGCGUCCACCACGUCCAGUGACGUCAACAAAUUCGCCAUCGUCUGUAUCAACGACGAUGUCUCCUGCUAUGACCACGUGCACGCAAAACUGUCUUGCAACAUCGGAAUUCAAUCCAGUUUGCGGCACAGAUGGUGUGGUUUACAGUAAUCCCGGACGACUUGGAUGUGCACGAAGAUGUGGUAAAGACGUAUCGUUUUCUUACUAUGGGCCUUGUACUACAAGUCCUGCUCGAGGUUAAGACAUUUAAAAAUUUACAAAUAAUUAUUAUUUUUAACACUUACUAUAAAUAAAUAUAAGUUAUUUUAUGUUAUAUUUUUAUUUUUUGAAAUAAAGUACGCUAAGAACGAUUUA